This is a messenger RNA of Lytechinus pictus (painted urchin), 3743 nucleotides long. RefSeq names its product monocarboxylate transporter 12-like. The record is from RefSeq and is a predicted model, not a curated record. Gene Ontology annotation, molecular function: monocarboxylic acid transmembrane transporter activity. NCBI's taxonomy places the organism in Eukaryota, Metazoa, Echinodermata, Echinoidea, Temnopleuroida, Toxopneustidae. The coding region runs from base 474 to 2303 and encodes 609 amino acids. Gene Ontology annotation, biological process: transmembrane transport. Gene Ontology annotation, cellular component: membrane. The transcript has 5 exons.
GGAGAUCGUCAACUCAUUGGAAGGUGUGUCGGGACCAAUUUUUAGUUCCAAUAGUUUUAUUUUUUAAUUUAUAACCUGGCUGAUCUCAAAAAACAAGUUUCGUCGCACACAACCACUUCCACGGAUGUCUGGAUAUUUACCAUGUAGGGGGCGGGGUUUGUUUGUUAAUAUUUUAUCUGAACAAAUCAUCUUGAUUUGGGAGUGAAAAGCUUUUAUUUCUUGUCAACAGCACCCCGUCUUCAAAAAUCGUUCAAAGACCCCUUGGGAGAGGGGGAUUGGUGAAAUCGAUAGGCUUUUUCAUUUCAGUGCCGUAUUAUAAUAGUGAAACUACCAAAUUACCUGGCAAGCGCACCAUCGGUCUAUUGUCCCGUCGUAUAACCAAGGAGCUCCUUGGUACGGUAUAACGUAGGCACAUGGAGCUAACAUGGUAGGCCUACUCAUUGUAUUAAACAUGGUGUUAGUCCAUUCGAGUCAUGGCCAAUUCAUCGAAACAAGACGAAGGCGGUACUCCAUGUCGACCAUCCAGAGGGUUUAAACGGUGGUUCAUCUUAGCCGGUCUGUUCAUGGUGUCUUUUCUAGAAUUAGGAUCAACCCGGGUACUUUCUCUACUUCUUGAUGACUUUACAUUUCAGUUUGAUGUCAGUACUUCUUACAUCGGGGCGAUAUAUGGUCUUGUUUCUGGAAUGCCGUAUUUCUUAGGGUUAAUCACCGUACCUCUACUGCGCUACUUCUCGGUUCGACUGCUUACGAUAGGUGGUGGUAUAUUGGCAACGGGAGGACUGAUUGCUGCCUCGUUUACCACGACAGCACCACAGUUAACAGCAGCUUUAAUUGCGUUCGGUUUCGGAUUCGUCUUCAUAGUUCUACCGACUAACUCGAGCCCGACUGAUUAUUUUCCUGAUUAUUUUGAGAUUGCGACUGGAGUCUUAAUCUCGGGUGGAAGUGUUGGGGUGAUGGUUAUGCCUUGGCUCUUUGACAUUAUCAUUGACAAUUAUGGAUGGAGAGGUGGCCUUCUAUUGUUGGGCGCGCUUAACUCCCAUUACAUUUUAAUUGGUUCACUUCUAAAACCUACAAAAAGGAGAAGCAAAAGAAAGGACUCCUGCUCAAAUCAGGAUGGUGAACAUGUGGAAGGGCAAAUGCACGCCACUUGUGAAGCAGAUGCGAUCGAUUUACAAACUAGAGUAGACGAUCAUCAAGGACAACCCUUUUCACCAUCGCCUUAUACUGAUCAUAGUCAACAUGCGGCCGGAAUAGCUUCUCUUGAUCAUGGUGACGACAGAAAAUUGACACUUUAUUCAAACAUUAGUCAGGAACUAAACAUCGAUGUCCAUUUAAUUGAAGAUGGUGCCGAUGUGCAUGGGUAUGUAAACUUGAAUUAUGAAGGAGAUCCGCCUGGUAAAGAACUAAAUAGCAAAACACAUUACCAAGGUCAAUGUUUAGAAACAGAAAUGCAGAGUGCGGUAAAAGAAGAACGUCCAAAGACCAUGCAGAUUUCUAAUCUCGACACAGAUGAGAUGGAAUCCUCCAUUGUGCAUCAUAGCAAUAAACAGUCAACAAGAUCAAACCUGAACAGAAAGACAGGAUCCAGUGCAAAUUUCGAAGAAGUUGAAAUGAAUAGAACAGAUACUGAAACCAAUGACAAGAACGAACGCAAAGUCACAGAUAGCUCUUGUUCCUGUAGUGUUGUAUCCUCAAUUGCAAGAUUCUAUAAAGAACACCCCCUAAUGAUCGUAAUUUGUAUCCAGGUGUAUCUAUUCGCCUGUACCUAUGUUGCCUGGCUAUUGUUUACUAUCCCUAACGCUCAAGCCAAAGGCCUAUCUGACCUGAGGGCUGCCCAACUCUCAAUCGCAGGUGGAGUUGCGAACUUCAUCGGUCGAUUCUCUUGUGGCUUUAUCACCUCUAAAGAAGUGGCAAGUAUCGAAGUCUGGUACAUGAUUGCGAGUGCUCUUUCGGCAACUGCAUUCUUUGUGAACUAUGUGGCUGAUUCCUUUUGGUUCCUGACCGCCCUCUCCGUUAUGUUUGGCUUUUCAAUCGGUUUCAAGGCGCCUGCACAAUUUACUCUCGUCAUGAAUGCUGUCGGAAAAGAACACUUCAAGAUAGGAUUGGGAAUACUAUUUCUAGUCGGUGGCUCGGUGUACCCCUUUGUUGGAUUAAUAUCAGGAGCAAUCUACGACCGGACUCAAUCAUAUGACGUCACAUUCUGCAUCAUGGGGGCUCUAGAUGUCAUUGCCGGCAUUUUGAUGAUCGCCCCUAUUACCUGGAAUAGAUUUUGCAGAAAACAUCCGCCCGACUUUUCAGAAUGAUAGCAGGCUCUUUUCAAGGCUAUCAGUGGAGAGGGUUCUCAAUGGGCAAUCUGCCGGACUUUUCGCAUUUACUGCGGGGAAACUCUCUACAACGCACCAAUGUCUUUGAAAAUUCAAGUCAAAUCGCAAUGGAGAGCUGAGAGGUUGUUGCCCUAGAGUUGCAUGCAAGAUAUGGGAGGGGUCGAAAUGGAGCAGUGCCACGACUUUGGUGGUGCCAGGAUGGGGUCCUUGCACACCGUGCAGUCAGGGUUAGGGAAAGACGCCUAGAACUUUUUCCCAACAGAGUCGUCGGAUUGGGGCAUGGUGUAGAGUGGCCGCCAAUUUAGUCCCUUGUGACUUUUGUCUUUGGGGGUACUUGAACAUCCAGGAUCUGACCACACGCAUCACCAAUGAAGUCACCUUGAGAAGGAUAAGAAUCGUCAGGCGUGCUGUUAAUUCCAUGAUCACCAGGGCACAUCAUUGCAUCAACCUGGAUGGAAGUAAGGUGGAAGGACGUGCUGGAGGACAUUAAAGAUUGAAGUUGGAAUUUGACAAACUGCAAAUGAAAUAGAUUCUGUGAAAGCAAAGACAACCAGUGAAACUGAACUUUUGUUAAGUUUUUGUAAGACAGUUGAACUUCAUUUCACCUUCUUGAAAACAAAAUCAUGAACACAGUUGUUAAACUGUAAUAAAAUAUGAAAACACAAUGAGGUACCUGGUGUUUAAUGUUGCAUUGUGUUGUGUAUCUUCUUUUGAUUCAAACUUGGAAUGAGCUCAAAUGCAGUGUUGUUACAUAAUAGACUCUCUAUUCAAAACCACUUAAAAUGAAAUUUUCACAUAAGUUACAUUAUGAUAUGGGCUUUCAAAAUAAAGGUAUCAAAUUUGGAAUAAUUCGUUAUUUUACAAUUACUUUAGCGUUCAAUCAGAGGGACAUUUUUUUUAGGGGACGCGUUGCAUAUAUAUUGUAACGAAAUGAAAGGUUUAUUUAAUUUUCAGCAUGGUUUCGCAACAGUGAAGAGCGUAGAAUAAUUUUUAAUUAAUGUGUAUUGUUGCAUUGGGAAAUUCAGUAAUCAUUUGUAAUGGAUUAUUUAGGUAUUUUCUUUAAAAUGUAUUUAAUCACUAUUUGCUGAGAAAUAACGAUGUUUAAAACUGUUUGAUUAAUCUAGAUGUUUAUCUUUAAUUGUUCUUCACUGUUCGGGUAAAAAUAGUAGUGACAAUUACGAUUGCUGUAGUUGAAAAGAUUUAUGUCAUCACUCUAACUGUUUUCAAAAGAUGAUUAAAUUUUACGGCCUGACAAUCUCCCUCCUGAACCGUCGAGCAUAAUCGAGCUCCAUGCUCAAUUAUGAGCCAUGCAAUAUGCUAGGCAGAAAGAGGUCUCUGAACGAAUCUCUGUUCAAUUCUCAUUGGAACCUGCUGCGACAGGAUGAGCAUGAUUUCUUCAGUAAAGUUAUAAGAACUGAA